Aethalodelphis obliquidens (Pacific white-sided dolphin) is the source of this 1596-nucleotide messenger RNA. RefSeq names its product haloacid dehalogenase like hydrolase domain containing 5 (gene HDHD5). The record is from RefSeq and is a predicted model, not a curated record. Bases 26 to 1228 code for a protein of 400 amino acids. The transcript is spliced from 8 exons. Gene Ontology annotation, cellular component: mitochondrion. Gene Ontology annotation, biological process: glycerophospholipid biosynthetic process. NCBI's taxonomy places the organism in Eukaryota, Metazoa, Chordata, Mammalia, Artiodactyla, Delphinidae.
GCGCGGUGCGCGCAGGAGGCGGCCCAUGGCUGCCCUCGGCGAGGCGGCGGCGCGGUGGGCACCCGGACUGUGGCGGCGGGCGGCGCGCUCGGCCACGGGGUUCGGGGGCCGCCGUUUCGCGAGCGGCUCGCAGAGCCCUCCCACCUUCGGGUUCCUGUUGGACAUCGAUGGGGUGCUGGUUCGGGGCCACCAGGUCAUCCCCGCUGCGAGGGAGGCCUUCCGCAGGCUCGUGGACCCCCAGGGGCAGCUGCGGGUGCCCGUGGUCUUUGUCACGAACGCGGGGAACAUCUUACAGUGCAGCAAAGCCCAGGAGCUGUCAGCCCUGCUGGGCUUCCAGGUGGAGCCCGACCAGGUGAUACUGUCCCACAGCCCCAUGAAGCUCUUCUCGCAGCAUCACGACAAGCGGAUGCUGGUGUCUGGGCAGGGGCCCCUGGUGGAAAACGCCCGAGCACUGGGCUUCAAGCACGUGGUCACAGUGGACGAGCUGCGGGCGGCCUUCCCUGUGCUGGACAUGGUGGAUCUGCAGCGGCGGCCCAAGACCACGCCCCUCCCAAGGAACGACUUCCCUGCGAUCGAAGGGGUGCUUCUCCUUGGGGAGCCCGUGCGCUGGGAGACGAGCCUGCAGCUGAUCAUGGACAUCCUCCUCAGCGAUGGGAACCCCGGCACCGGCCUGGCGACGGCCCCCUAUCCCCACCUCCCUGUCCUGGCCAGCAACACGGACCUCCUCUGGAUGGCCGAAGCCAAGAUGCCCAGGUUCGGCCACGGCACCUUCCUGCUGUGCCUGGAGGCCGUUUACCGGAAGGUGACGGGCAGAGAGCUCUGCUACACGGGCCUAAUGGGCAAGCCCAGCCUCCUCACCUACCAGUACGCGGAGGGCCUGCUCGCCAGGCAGGCGGCGCGGCGGGGCUGGGCGGCCCCGAUCCGGAGUCUCUACGCCGUGGGUGACAACCCCAUGUCCGACAUCUAUGGGGCCAACCUGUUCCACCAGCACCUGCAGACAAGGCGGGAGGGGGUGGCCCGGAGCUGCGCCUCCAUCCUGGUGUGCACCGGCGUGUACAGCCCCCAGGCCCAGGGGCCCGCCGCUCCCUCCCUGGGUGGCGAGGGGCCUCCGUUCCACGGGCACCGGGACCUUGGCUUCAACCCGGGGCUCCUGCAGGCGGCCCACGUGGUGAGCGACGUGCACGAGGCCGUGCGGCUGGUCCUCGGCAAGGAGGGCUGGGCUCUGUAGCAGAGAGGGAGGUGGGCCCGCUGGCUGCCCCCUGCCCACCGCCUCCCCGCCUCCCGGCCAGCAUGGUGACACUCUCGCUCCUCCUGGGCGGGGCCGCACUAUUGUUCCCGGGGUAGCAUUUGGGUAUCAGCCUCAGAUUUUUCUAGGCUGGUUCCUGUCUGCCUGUGCUGGCAGCCUGACCCCAGGCUCGUCCUCACUCUGGGGGGUCUUCUGCAGAAGAGGAGGCGGUGCUGCCUCUGCCCGCUGCCAGCACGGGCUGUAACUCACUCUUAGACACUACUUUUUAUGGUAGUUUAGCUUAUUGCCCAGAGACUUUGGACUUAUUUUUUUAAGUUAAAAUAAUUGUAAUAAAUAUUCAUUUUGCUGUC